Molecule: messenger RNA, 1728 nt
Organism: Cyphellophora europaea CBS 101466
Lineage: Eukaryota; Fungi; Ascomycota; Eurotiomycetes; Chaetothyriales; Cyphellophoraceae
Exons: 3
Coding region: 1-1728 (575 amino acids)
Biological process (GO): secondary metabolic process
Molecular function (GO): CoA-ligase activity
Source: RefSeq, a predicted model, not a curated record
AUGCCUUACAAAUCUCGCUGGGAGGUCCCCAUCCCCGACUGCUCACUGCAGACUUUCCUGUUUGGCUCUUCUGCGAACCUACCUCACGACCCGCCAUCGCCCGACAAGCUAUGCCUCGCCGAAGCCGACCGCCCGGAUACGCAUUUCUUCACCCGCGCUGACUUCCAGCGAUGGGCUCAACGCUUUGCUCAGGGGCUGACCAAGUCUGGGCUGUUCAAGACUGGUGACCGCCUCCUGCUCUUCAGCCCCAACGACCUGUUUGUCCCGGUUGUCUUCAUGGGUACCCUGAUGGCGGGUGGCAUCUACACGGGCGCCAAUCCUACCUUCACCCCGCGCGAGCUCGCCCACCAGCUCCGUGAUUGUGAGGCAUCUGUUCUCAUCUGCCACGACUCUUCUAUCACGACGGGCCUUGAAGCUGCCAAGCAGGCCAAUCUCGAUCCUUCGCGUGUCUUUGUCUUCAACGGCGCCAUCUACGAUGGCAAGGGAGCGUCCAGCCACGGCGCCCGCUACUGGUCCACGCUCGUCGCUCCAGACAAUGAUGAAUCGCGGCGCUUCGCCUGGCCGGACCUCUCUGGCCCCAACGAGGCUAAGAACACUACUCUCGCGCUCAACUAUUCGUCCGGCACGACAGGAGUGCCCAAAGGAGUCGAGAUCACCCAUCGCAAUUAUGUCUCCAACACGGUCCAGUCGGCACAGAUCACCAAGAACCACCCGAACUAUGCCGAGCGUGCAAAGAAGCAUGUGUCACUGGGUUUCCUGCCCUUGUAUCAUGCCUAUGGGCAAAAUGUCCUCAUUGCCGGCAACUUUCACCAGGUGAAGCCCACGUACGUCAUGGCCAAGUUCGACUUCUUGAAGAUGCUCGAGUAUAUUGCAAAAUUCAAGGUGACAGACCUCAACCUAGUGCCUCCCAUGGCCGUCGCACUAGCCAAGCAUCCGGACGUCGAGAAGUAUGAUUUGUCUACCAUAAACUUCAUGGGAUGUGGCGCAGCGCCAUUGGGCAGAGAUGUUGCGGAACAGGUCGAGAAGCGACUGAACAAGAGUCGGAAAGAGGAGGACUACGUGAACCUGCGUCAGGGUUGGGGCAUGACUGAGUGCACCUGCUCCCUUCUCGGCUGGGACAUCAACCAGUUUGCGGGUACGAAUGCCGUCGGAGAGCCGAACGCCAACUGUGAGGCAAUGAUUGUGGAUGAAAACACGAACGAAGAAAUCACAGCACGUGGUCCCGAUGCCCGUGGCGAGCUAUGGUGCCGCGGCGCCAACAUCAUGAAAGGAUACUGGCGCAACGAAAAAGCCACAAACGAGACUCUCACCCCCGAUGGCUGGCUCAAGACUGGAGACAUUGCUUAUGUUUCCGAAUCCGGCCACUUCUUCAUCGUGGACCGCAAGAAGGAACUGAUCAAAGUCAAGGGCAACCAGGUAGCACCCGCCGAACUCGAGGCUCUACUGCUCGAGCAUCCAGGUGUCGCCGAUGUGGCUGUCAUCGGCAUGCCGACCCCAGACGGCGAUGAAGCGCCGCGCGCGUUCGUGGUGCGGCAGGCGAACGAGGCUGGGAAGAAUGUCAACGAGGCGGAGAUCAAAGCGUUUGUUGAGGGCAAGGUCGUACGCUAUAAGCGACUGUCGGGCGGCGUGACUUUCGUCGAUUCGGUGCCCAAGAACCCAAGCGGAAAGAUUCUUAGGAGGCAGCUCAGGGAUCAAUAUCGGGAUAAGAAGGAGGGAGCGAGGUUAUAG